AAAAGAAAGACACGUUCGUUCGUAAACGUAGUGGUAUCUCAAAGAACAUAGUAAGGCCAAGAGAGAAAGGUCUUUGCCGCAUACUCGUAAGGCUAUCCACAUUACGCGUGGUAGCAUUUAAAUGAAUAUAUUUGCGUAUAUUAUCCCAAGCAUAGACGAGAUAAGAAUAUUAUCUAUAUGUUACCAUAAAAUUAUUGUUAAAAGAAAAAGAAAGUAGGAGUGUCAUCGAUCGAGGAAAUGGAACAAGGAAAAAGAGAUACGCGUCAUAAAACGAUUCACCAUUUAAAGGAGUCAAUAAAAAUAGAUUAAAGAAGUAGGAGCAUCAGGGAGACAUCCGACGCCCCCUGCCAGCUACCCUUCUCUUCCGACUUCUCUCUCUCUCUCUCUUUGUCUUUCGCUCUCUUUCUCUCUUUCUCUUUCUAUCUAUCUGUCUCUUUUCAUAUCUCUUUCCUCUUCUCCUUCGCUCUUCUUUGACCUUCUUCUCUCCAUAGGCUUCCUUAUCCCCUCCUUUCCUUCUUCCGAAUACUUCUCCUUGAGGUCGGUCAGAGGCAUCGUCCUUCUCAUGUACUGUACCAAAGACGGCGGCAUUAGGAGAAAGAAGGAGAGAUAGUCGCACCCUGACCCACAAGUGGGCAUCGCUCUUCUUUCGCUCCAAUCAGUCAGUCAGUCAGUCAGUCAGUUAGUCGAACGGACGGUAAAACGACGGAUGAUAUUCUCCGCGUUAUAAUUCUUGAUCAUCGAAUUAUUCGUGAUAAAAUCGUUGUUUUACGGGCACAUGACAUCCAUUAACGAUAGUGUAUUCAAAAACAUUUCUCUUUUUUACAAAUCUUUUUACAUUCUUGACGAAUAAGAAGAAGAGGAUAUACUUUAGCGAUAAGAGAAAGAAAAAGAGAUAUAAUAAAAGACGAUAUAGAAAAAGAAAGAAGAAGAAAGAUUAAAGAUGAUACUAAGAACAGCCCUAAGGGGCAUCGUCCUUUUCGUUAUACUCAUCGGUAAAUCGGUCGAUGCUCAAGACGAUGAUUCUCUAGCCGGCAGCUUCUUAUCAGGAAAAGAAAGCGAUUAGUAACAAAUCCGGAACAAGUAGAAAUCUUUUUUCUAAUGACGAAUACCUACAUCAAAGAUCAUGGUAAUAGCACGUAUUUAUAACGUGUAUACUACGAUGUGACAACGCUUGAAGGUGAUCGAUGAAAUAAAGAAAGAAAUAAAGGAAGAAAGAAAGAAAGAAAGAAAGAAAGAAAGAAAGAAAGAAAGAAAGAAAGAAAGAAAGUGAGCACAGAGUGUCUGUAGAUACAUACGUACGAGUCGAGGUUUCGAGAAAUAGAAAUUCGCAUACGCGCGCGCGUAUGCGGCGCACGCUUUUAUAGGUAGAAUCUGGAAGGAUGCGACUGUCCCACUUAGGAACUGUAUAGCGUGCUAUGCGGAUAACGUUCGAUUCGUUGGCGGGUAUGAAGACUGCCUGCCAAAUGAAAAAAGUGGUAUACGUGGACACCUCUUUGAUGAUAACGAAUAUAUUAUAAAUAAUAGAACGAAUGUUAAACAAUCUCAAUGAAUUUCUAAGAAUUUAUCUAAGUAUCAUAUUUACCGUUCUCACGUUAGGAACGAAAAAUAAUCAACGAUAAAAUGAACGCAUAGUCGAUAUCCUCAUAACUAAUAACGGUUCUUAAACUACACACUGGUUUAUUUAUUUUCUUUUUUUUCUUUUUUUUUCUUUUUUUUUAUUUUUUUUUUUUUUGUUCUUUCAUUCAAGAAAUAGAAAGAAAUAGAGUUUCAACAAAGUUGAAUGAAAGAAAAUGAUGGGAUGCGUGUGAGAUUAGAGGAUUCAAGAAGAAGGUAUCUAUUAUAAUGAUAAUGCUCCUAUUCGAAAUAAACCAAUAUUCGAGGAGAUUCGUGCAUCAUAGUCGAGUUCGAAAAACUAUUAAGUUAGAUAAAGCGAGAGGCACGUGUAUAAGAGCCGUCUUCGACUACACGCGACGAGUCAAGGCGCUCGUUAACUACCGUUAUGUUUGUUUGGGCCGUUAUGCCUGCCAAAGUGAAACCAACUGGCUUUCCUCGAUACGUUGCGUGCAAAUAUCACGGAUACUACUUGCCGUUUUCGUCUAUCACGUACGACUAAACGUCCUCGAGAAUUAUCUUUGCUAAUUUUUUUUCUUAACUUUCUUAAUUGAUUUUUUGUCUUUCUUCUAGAAGCGAAAUCAAUGAUAAUAGUAUUUGGAGAUUUAAAGAAAUAGAAAAACGUAAACUUUUCCUGGUCACGCUAACCAACAGUAUAAUUGUACGAGUUAACCGGAAGUUCCUUCGUUGCUUCUAUCGCUUAACGGAUCACGCGAAUCACUCUUCUUACUUAUACCAUUAAAGUACACGUAUGACAUUCCAUUCUCGAUAUAUAUAUACAUAUAUACACACAUACAUACAUACAUACAUAUCUAUCUACCUACCUACCUACAUACGUACAUACAUGCAUACAUACAUACAUACAUACAUAGAAUAUAUAUAUUUAUAUAUUUCCCAAGUAAACCAUCGAAUUCCUAACAAAAUAAAUUUUGAUGUAAAUUAUAGGAUAAUCGAUAAAAUAUAAUACUUUAGGAAAUAAAUUCCCAACAGGUCGUUAACUCCUCCCUGCGGUAUCUAAUGUCAAGAUCAAGUUCAGUCAUCCUUGACCACUUUGUAAGCCGAUCGUAGAAUUACGUAUGCAGGAAUUUCUUAGCGGCUCUUGAUGCUCACACAGCUGCACUCGAUAUACAGUUAUCUUUAAUGUUAAAUUUAGGAUAGGGGAAGCACAUGAUACGAUAGCACGGUUUAUAAUAGUUCCUAUAUUUGUUUGUGUAUCCUUUCCGAGUAAGAUUUUCUUUUUAAAAGGUCUCUUGGAUUCUAUAACCAGCACGGCAAAGAGCGCGGAUUGUCCUGGCGUUUGCGUCCAUGCACUUGCAACCUUGAUGUGCGAUGAAGUACUCGAGGAUGUUCAAUGUCCAGCGAGUAGCAUGCGAUGUUGUAUUAUCGAGCCGGUUAAUUCUUCUUCUUCAUCGUCUUCCGAUGAAAAUCUCAUCGAACAAACAACUACUCCUAUAGUUUUGUCGACUACAACUCCGUCUACGACGACGACGACGACGACGACGAUGACGACAACGGCGGCAGCAACGACGACGACGACGAUGAAAACGACUACUUCGCUUGUCUCUACAUCGGUUUCUACUGUACCGAGUAAACAAAACGAGCCAGCUGAUAAAUCUCAAGGAAAAACGUGCUCGGGAAUAUGUAUGCCAGAAAGGAUAGCCGAUUAUUGUGAUGCUAUACUCGCUAUAGACUCUCUCUGCAAGUUGGGACACAAAUGUUGCGUCACGAGAGAUGCUUUUGGUGAUUCUCCACCAGCAGAAUUAUUGGUGAUCGAUCGAACAAACGCAAGUCGAUACAAUAUAUCUAACAAAAAUGGUAUGUCUUCUCAAACGAGUACGAGACCUGGUAUUCACUCAACGAAUCCAUCAAUGGCUACGACGACGACAACUAGUACGGUAUGGACAUCUACUAAACAACCGUCGACGGCAAUUACGACAACAACGAGUACGACGACGAUGCAAACAAGACCAAAACCUACUUUGAGAAAACCAUGUAAAGGCGAAUGUACCAGCGGCCUAUAUGCUCUCUUCUGCGACAACAUUGAUACAGAAGCAGAUUGUCCAGGAGAUAGAUCUUGUUGUAUUACCGAAUUACUUGUAAAAGAGGAAGCAACGACGACCGUCCGUCCAACUACAAGGCCUUCGCCUCCUCAACCUAAACUGCCACCUUGUCCUGGUUUCUGCUUGCUGACAAUCAUGGCAGCAUUCUGUGAACGACCAAACGUGAUUAUUGCUAAAACAUCCACUUGUCAAUCUGGAUCGAUUUGCUGUGACAACACGAAAAGUCCGCCGCAGACUCCAAGACCACGACCGAGACCUACGACGAGACCAACAACCACCAUAACUUUACCACCUGAUCCACGUCCGGAGUGUCCUGGUUCUUGCAUCGUAUCCUACUUAUCCUUCACUUGUUUCAGAAAUGCAGAAUUAACGAAUUUGUUCAAGUGCAAGAAACAGGGACAUCAAUGUUGCGCCCCGAAAUCAUUAAUCAGAGAACUUCACGGUGGAAAUAGCAGUGAACCGAUUUUGACUAACAGAAAUGAUACUUACAACAAUAUCGUUACGUCUAGACCACAUACGACAGACUUUACUCCAACAAUUUACGAAACGACAACAAUGACGAUAUCGACGACUACAAAGAGUCCAGUGUACAGUAAAUAUGUAUGCGGUGUAAAAGGAACUUCUCGUGGCCCGAUUCAAGCUCGUAGUUCCGAAAGAGUUGCACGUGUAGUUGGGGGAGAAGAUGCAGAUGCCAAUGAAUGGUGUUGGCAGGUUGCUCUUAUUAAUUCUCUUAAUCAGUAUCUUUGUGGUGGAGCUCUUAUCGGUACUCAAUGGGUAUUGACAGCAGCUCAUUGUGUCACAAAUAUCGUAAGAUCCGGUGACGCGAUCUACGUGAGAGUUGGAGAUCACGAUUUAACUCGCAAGUAUGGUAGUCCUGGUGCGCAAACGUUAAGAGUCGCUACUACUUACAUUCAUCACAAUCACAACAGCCAAACUUUAGAUAACGAUAUAGCUCUAUUGAAAUUAUAUGGCCAAGCGGAAUUAAAAGAUGGAGUUUGUCUUGUUUGUUUACCUGCUAGAGGUGUUAGUCAUACGGCUGGUAAACGGUGUACAGUUACUGGCUACGGAUACAUGGGUGAAGCUGGUCCCAUUCCUCUUCGAGUACGUGAAGCAGAAAUACCGAUUGUUAGCGAUGCCGAAUGUAUAAGGAAAGUAAACGCUGUGACGGAAAAAAUCUUUAUACUUCCAGCUAGUAGUUUUUGUGCCGGUGGAGAGCAGGGCAAUGAUGCGUGUCAGGGUGAUGGAGGAGGUCCAUUGGUUUGUCAGGAUGAUGGCUUUUACGAAUUAGCAGGUUUAGUAUCGUGGGGCUUUGGCUGUGGAAGGUUGGAUGUUCCUGGUGUUUAUGUUAAAGUAUCCGCCUUUAUUGGUUGGAUAAAUCAAAUCAUAUCAGUGAAUAAUCUUUAAUCGUCUUAUACAUGCUACUGGAAGAGUCCGAAAGAACUGAAACGUUUAUUUAUUAUUAAUAAAACGUUAAUACACUUUGGUGCGCAUUGCGUUGUAAUAUGUUUAACGACGUAGUGCACGCGUAACGAGGAUGACGAAUAAAUUGUUUACAGUCGUCAUCGGAAGCAUUGAAUGCCUGUGCCAAAAAAUUAUAUUUUAUAAAAUGCUAAGCUAAUUUUUUUGUUAUGCGUGCAACUCUGGGAUUUUUGAAUAAUAAGUAAACAAGAGGCUCGAUAAAAAAGUCCCAUUUUUUUUUUUUUUUUUUUUUUUUAGACAAACGUGUGCUCCAUUUUUGCGCACUUGUGACAAUAAGAAGAACAAUAUUUUUCUAAUGUCAAAGGGUCCAAAAUAAAUUUCUUUUCUGUGCACUCAUGUGUACGCGGAUAAUAAUUUAAAUUUAUCUUUUAUGUAUUAGAAAACAAAAAAAGAAAG
Vespa crabro (European hornet) is the source of this 5546-nucleotide messenger RNA. RefSeq names its product protein masquerade (gene mas). Bases 2934 to 5075 code for a protein of 713 amino acids. The record is from RefSeq and is a predicted model, not a curated record. Lineage: Eukaryota; Metazoa; Arthropoda; Insecta; Hymenoptera; Vespidae. Gene Ontology annotation, biological process: proteolysis. Gene Ontology annotation, molecular function: serine-type endopeptidase activity. The transcript has 13 exons.